AUGCGUGGAAGGGCCAAUUCCGAGCUAGAAGUAGUACAAGAUGACUCUAGUGAGAAUGAAGAUGACGAUGAAAAAGAGAGUGGCGAAGACGACGAGGAUGACGAAGAUGAUGAUGAGGAUAGUAUGCCCUCGACUCCAGAGCUCCCUGAGGGUGACAAUAAAGAACCGUGGAGUACUUAUUUGUUAAGCUGUUAUGAAAGCUGUGGUACGUCUGUGGCUUUGUCUAGACGGUAA
Dibothriocephalus latus is the source of this 234-nucleotide messenger RNA. Lineage: Eukaryota; Metazoa; Platyhelminthes; Cestoda; Diphyllobothriidea; Diphyllobothriidae. The record is from the annotation of a GenBank genome assembly.